AUGGGUCGAAGCCCUUGUUGUGACAAGAGCAAAGUGAAGAGAGGGAGUUGGUCUCCUGAAGAAGAUGAAACUCUCAAGAGCUAUCUCCUCAAACAUGGCACUGCAGGAAAUUGGAUUUCUUUGCCACAAAAAGCUGGUCUUCGUCGUUGUGGAAAGAGUUGUCGUCUUAGAUGGCUUAAUUACCUAAGACCAGAUAUUAAGCACGGCGCUUUUACACAAGAGGAAGAAAUUAUUAUUUGCGAUUUAUACAACAAAAUUGGAAGCAGAUGGUCUGUGAUAGCCUCAAAACUGGAAGGGAGAACAGACAAUGAUGUGAAAAACUACUGGAACACAAAGUUGAAAAAGAAGGUCCUAUCCUCGGACAAUAACACCCCUCCCACUACUUGCAAUCCCCAAAAUGCCCCUCCCACCGUAAGCCUCGAGCAAACUACGUCCUUGACAAACAAUGAAAAUUCCUCGACUGCUAUUUCAUAUCUGCCCUCAAAUUACAGCGUCGGCUCAUCAGGUUCUGAUAAUACUUUUGAAUUUUACAAAUCCCACCAAGAAUUGAGCAGUUUUAAGCCAUUUGGUUUUGGUGGAAUUUCAGUUGAUGAUGAAAAUUCAUGUGAAGUUAUUAUGAGUAGCAUUUGGUCUCAAGAUGAACCACUUUUUGGAGCUGAUGAUGAUAGUAACGCAGAUUUGUUCAGCAUUUUCCAUUGUUAAUUCCAAAGGAGCGAGUCGAGGUCAACACGGAUAUAUAUAAAUUAUGAAGGAGAGAGAAAAGAGGGAGUUGAUUGUUUUGCAUGUGUUUGAAUGGUUAUGAUGAUGUCAUGGGCAUGAACAAAUUGAUGUAAGCAAAAGAAAAUUGAGGAUUGUCUUGUUUCUAUUUCCAUUUAUCAAGUACUAGUACGUAACCCAUGCGAUGCACGGGAUGUAAAAUUUGGAAGAAUAAUA
Molecule: messenger RNA, 933 nt
Organism: Striga asiatica
Lineage: Eukaryota; Viridiplantae; Streptophyta; Magnoliopsida; Lamiales; Orobanchaceae
Source: the annotation of a GenBank genome assembly